Micropterus salmoides (largemouth bass) is the source of this 927-nucleotide messenger RNA. RefSeq names its product olfactory receptor 11A1-like. NCBI's taxonomy places the organism in Eukaryota, Metazoa, Chordata, Actinopteri, Centrarchiformes, Centrarchidae. The record is from RefSeq and is a predicted model, not a curated record. Gene Ontology annotation, molecular function: olfactory receptor activity; G protein-coupled receptor activity. Gene Ontology annotation, cellular component: membrane. Bases 1 to 927 code for a protein of 308 amino acids. The transcript has a single exon. Gene Ontology annotation, biological process: G protein-coupled receptor signaling pathway.
AUGAUAAACUCUACACAGUUUUCAUAUUUUACACUUGCUGCCUACUUUGACUCAGGGGUUUUUAAAUACCUAUAUUUCCUGAUUAUUCUGACUUUUUAUAUGUCAGUUGUUUGUGUGAAUCUUCUGCUCAUUGUGGUUAUCUGUAUGAACAGAAGCUUACAUGAACCUAUGUACCUUUUUCUGUGCAGCCUGUUUGUAAAUGAGCUGUAUGGUAGUACAGGGUUGUUUCCAUUCCUUCUGCUUCAGAUUCUCUCUGACAUUCACACUGUUUCUGCUCCCUUUUGUUUCCUGCAGAUUUUCUGUGUGUACUCUUAUGGGAGUGUAGAAUUUCUGAACUUAGCCAUCAUGUCUUAUGACCGAUAUCUUGCUAUCUGUUAUCCUCUACAAUAUAACACACGCAUGACGUCUAAAAAGAUUGCUCUGCUUAUUGCUGUAACGUGGUUAUUCCCUUUUCUUGCAAUUGCUGUAUUGAUAGCACUGAGUGCACCUUUAAAGCUCUGCGGGAACAUCAUUAACAAAGUUUACUGUGGAAACUACUCUAUUGUUAAACUGGCCUGCUCUGACACCACAGUCAAUAACAUUUAUGGACUGUUUUACACCGUCAUCUCCGUCAUCAUUCCUCUCAUUUUAAUCAUUUUCUCUUACAUGAAGAUCCUCAAAGUUUGUUUUUCUGGUUCUAAGCAGACCAGACAAAAAGCUGUCAGUACCUGCACUCCUCACCUUGUGUCUCUGCUCAACUUUUCUUUUGGUAGCUGUUUUCAAAUAUUACAGAGCAGGUUUGAUAUGAGCACUGUACCCAGUGUGUCAGGCAUUUUAUUAUCAUUAUACUUUCUAACAUGCCAGCCUCUCUUUACCCCCAUACUAUACGGGCUGAAAAUGUCCAAAAUCCGCAACAUAUGUAAACAUCUGCCGUGUGGUGAAGUAUAG